This is a messenger RNA of Nilaparvata lugens (brown planthopper), 872 nucleotides long. RefSeq names its product protein melted-like. NCBI's taxonomy places the organism in Eukaryota, Metazoa, Arthropoda, Insecta, Hemiptera, Delphacidae. Gene Ontology annotation, molecular function: phosphatidylinositol-5-phosphate binding. Gene Ontology annotation, cellular component: plasma membrane. The record is from RefSeq and is a predicted model, not a curated record. Gene Ontology annotation, biological process: regulation of signal transduction. The annotation marks the transcript as partial. The transcript is spliced from 5 exons.
GCCACAGAUCUAUGCAGUCACUAAAGAGCCAUCCACGAUCACGCGAUGGCUUUGGCAUCCCUGCUGCCGCUCUGUGAUCACACCGAGCAGUUGGCACUACUGCAGCUGUUCGCGCUCAUUGCCAACAACAAACCUGAGUUACUAGAAGCCAGCCUACCGCAACUGUGCGAGUACCUGGGUACAGCGGCUACAGCGAAUGCCACCAUGGUGGUUCUCCUGCAUUUGGCUGAGAAGCGACCACACCUGUUGGUGGACUAUGUGCCCAAGAUAAAGCAGGCGGCCGACAGGCAUCCCAACACGCUCUGUCUCGCUGCUCAGAUCAUCGCUGCUGUUGGCAAAUUGAGCAAGGACAGAGCCCAAGAAGCACUGAACUUUGUCCUGGAACACCUGGGCAAGGCUGACCGCGGGAGUCAGGGCACUCUGAUCAAGGAGGCCACCCUACUGUGCUCAUCCUAUCCCGUGCUAUUCACCGACAAAAUGCUCGCACAAGUCAUGCGCAACAAACCGUCCAAUAACAGCCAGCAAAGUCGGACUUGUGUGCUAGCUGUGAGUUCGGAAAGAGAUCAGUACAAAUUCUACCAAUCAAGUAAACCAAUCAGCGGAGUGACCAUCGUCAAAGUGGGCGGACAACAAUCCACCGCGACAACCCCGCCCUCGUCGCAGAGCCGAAGUCACACGAACAGCAGUGAGAGCACACUGGCCAACAACACGGGAAGCAACGGCAGUAUGACGGCGGCUAAUCUGAACAGUUCCAUGACGGCCGGCCAUUUGAACGGCUCCAUUACGGCGGCAAAUCUGAACGGGUCAAAAGUGACCACUGUUUACACCAGCCACAAUCACGGCAAACAUGUGCAUAAUCACUAUAAUACCAG